AUGAAAAGAGCGACGAAUGAAGGGAUGUCGGGCAACGACGAUGAUAUCGGUGUUACAUACACUACCGAUUAUUUCGACAUCGAAUCAAGUCCUGAAGAACUACCAUCUCUUAUUGUAGACUAUGCUAAUAUGAUCAGAAACGACAUCAUCCUUCUAGAUAAUUCCGUUGAAACGCGAACUCGUAAGAGAGGUAACAUUAAAGUCGAAAAAUACAAAAAAGAAACAAUUGAUUUGGGCGAGGAAUACUUUCCAAGAUAUAUAGAAACAAAAAACUGCAGCAAGCGUCUUUGUCCGACUUCAUACAAUUGUCAAAAAAGUUUGUAUAAUAUAACAAUUUUGAAGAAAUCUGGUUACCCAAAUGAAGUAUCACCAGUGGAAGUGCCUCAUGAGUUAAAACGUCGCUGGGUAGCGAUAAGAUUACCAGUAACUAUAGGUUGUAUUUGCACAAGGGAUCAUGUUGAUAGCAAUUAA
This is a messenger RNA of Parnassius apollo (apollo), 471 nucleotides long. The record is from the annotation of a GenBank genome assembly. NCBI's taxonomy places the organism in Eukaryota, Metazoa, Arthropoda, Insecta, Lepidoptera, Papilionidae.